This is a messenger RNA of Melampsora larici-populina 98AG31, 321 nucleotides long. RefSeq lists its product as uncharacterized. The coding region runs from base 1 to 321 and encodes 106 amino acids. The record is from RefSeq and is a predicted model, not a curated record. The transcript is spliced from 2 exons. Lineage: Eukaryota; Fungi; Basidiomycota; Pucciniomycetes; Pucciniales; Melampsoraceae.
AUGUCUGGUACCUCAAAUCUAAUUGCUGCUGCUAUUGAUAACGAGAUGUCCGAUUUGAAAGCAAUCAAUGCUAUCAUCGCCAAACUGACGGGUAUGAGUGGACGAUGGCAGGAGUUUUUUAUAUGCAUGGUUUACACAAUUACAAAAAAUGGAUUGCUCUUUACCCAAAUGAUUCAACCUAGGAUCAGACCCAUAAUGAUAGAUUGUUAUAAAGACAAAUAUUUCUUAGAUGAGGAACGGUACGCCAAAGCCAAAUCCCACAAUUGUGGUCGGAGAUUUUGCUCGGAAACGGUUUAUUCAAGCCUGGGAAUCUUGGAUUGA